Messenger RNA from Sipha flava (yellow sugarcane aphid), 2847 nucleotides. RefSeq names its product homeobox protein Hmx-like. Gene Ontology annotation, cellular component: nucleus. The transcript has 3 exons. Gene Ontology annotation, biological process: regulation of transcription by RNA polymerase II. Gene Ontology annotation, molecular function: DNA-binding transcription factor activity, RNA polymerase II-specific; RNA polymerase II transcription regulatory region sequence-specific DNA binding. The coding region runs from base 492 to 2012 and encodes 506 amino acids. The record is from RefSeq and is a predicted model, not a curated record. Lineage: Eukaryota; Metazoa; Arthropoda; Insecta; Hemiptera; Aphididae.
CGGCGGCGGUACGUUUAAGUGCUCCGACACCGCAAACCGUAUAUGGUCGUCUAGUCGUCGGUUAGUACAACCGCCCCGAACGCUCAGCGACGACGGCACAAUCGCGCGCGCACCGUCGUCGUACGCAUCGCACGCACACGUUCACGUACGCACCACGUCCGCACGAAUAUUAUCACUAUCACCGUUCUGGCGGUCGGACGCACGCACGCACGCGAAGCGAUUUGAACGCGCGCAGGGACCGCGGUGUGAACACCAGCGACACAUCGUCCACACGCAACCGGGUCGGAUCGCGACACCAACGGAACCGAUCCCUUUCUCACCGGAUCCACGGUUUGACGUCUGCGAAACCAUUUUCCGGCGGAUUUUUUUUUUUGGGCUCCGCACCCGUUAUCCCACAGUUCUUCCCGUGGGUCCCUUGCGUCUGCGACGGACCGCGUUCGCGAACCACGGACGUUUGCCGACGCGUUCGAUUACCACCGCUGUCGCACACCAUGUCCGAGUCGCCGCGCAUCGACGUGACCGGCAACGACGACGACGACGAGUGCUGCAACGAUCGCGGCCACCUGGCCACCGGUAACGGCGGUACCGCGGCCACGGGCGCCACGGCCACGGCCAAUGGAGGCGGCCGCGAAUCGCCGGCCGUCAAGUCGGCCGCGCCGCCGUACACGUCGUUCUCCAUUUCGAGCAUACUCAGCAAGGACAAGCCUGGCACAGGUGCCGGCAAACAUCAUCACAAGAACGUUGCUGCAGCCGUGUCGCCGGCCACCGCGGCCGCAGCCGCCGCGGCCGCAGCGACUUUCGACGUCACCGCGCAUCUCGCCGCGGCCGCCGACCACGCCAUGUUAUCCAGGUUGGGCCUGAUGAGCCAUUUCGGAGCACUGGCCGCAGCGGCAUCGGGUCGCAGUCCUUUCAUGCUGUACCCGGGCGUGGGGAUAGCCGGCACCACGGCGAACGCACUGGACAAGCACUGGUAUUCCGCGUGGUCGCAGCCUUUGUCAGCCUCCAUCAGUCCGACCGGUGGUUCGAGUUCGGCUAACGAAGAGAACAGCCGUCCUAGCACGCCGCACAGCGUGGGCGUCAACACCGGUGGCACGUCUUCGGUGGCCGGCCACAGCCCAGACGGAUGGUCGACCGGAGAGGACGGUGGCGGUGGCGGUGGGGGCGGUGGUGGUGGUGGUGGCGGUGGUCUAGGAUCGCCCGGCCACCAGCAGCAGCGCCGGUUCAUGGGAAACUGCGUGGGCGGCGGUGGUGGUCGUUACAUUGACCAGUCGGUGAACGUGACCGCGUCGAUGGACGACGACGACGACAUUGUGGACGACGGGCAGGACGACGAGGACGGCAAGAAGGAUCACAGCGGGUGCGGCGGCGGUAACAGUGGUGGCGGCGGAGGCGCAGGCGGCAAGCGGAAGAAGAAGACGCGCACCGUAUUCUCCCGGAGCCAAGUGUUUCAGCUGGAGUCCACAUUCGACAUCAAACGGUACCUGUCCAGCUCGGAGCGGGCCGGGCUGGCCGCGUCGCUGCACCUGACCGAGACCCAGGUGAAGAUCUGGUUCCAGAACAGGCGGAACAAGUGGAAGCGCCAGGUGGCGGCCGAGAUCGAGGCGGCCAACAUGGCUCACGCGGCCCAGCGGCUGGUGCGCGUGCCCAUCUUGUACCACGAGUCCAGCCAGCAGUCGGCCGGCCACCAUCAUCACCACGGUGGCAUAGCCACAUCGGUGGCCGCGGUCGUGGGAGCCGGCGUUGGUGGUGGUGGGGGUGGAGGUGGCGGUGGUAGUGGUGGCGGCGGCGGCGGAGGGGGUUGCGGUACGCUGACGCCGCCGCACACGUCCGCGUCCACGCAGGCGUCCGCGUACCCGCCGCAACAGUCGCAGCAACCGCCACCGCCGUCGCUGUUCUACCACCAUCAUCAGCCGCCGCCGCAGCACCAUCACGCGACCAGCACGUCCACCAUCACGCACACCAUGUCCACCAGCCCCGCGGUGUCCAGGGCUCCACUGCCCGGACUCGUCUAACACCGUUCAGCCGGCCAUGCCAUUGAAUCGAUUCCACCGAGAAGUCGUCUUAGCCGCUCGCGAGUAUUUCGAGAGGAGUACAGGACGGAUGCAGGAACAGCGAACCUCUUCACUGUCGGCCACUCGAACUAUCGAGGUGUCUUAUUUACCGUAUUUACCGGUUUUUCUUUUUUUUAUUUUCCCAUUAAAACAUUUUGCAUAUUAUUACUAUGCGCGUUUACGUUUAUAACACUUCGUAAUAGACAAACAAUAUGUUUAUGAAUUGUAAUCCAUUCCGGAGAAGGCCAUUUUUGAUCGUCUCUAUGGACAAUAUUAUACAACCCUCCGCGAAGUCUUGUAAUUAUUAUCAUUAUUAUAAAAAUAGUUUUUUUAUUUUUCAUUAAUUAUUGUAAAUAUAUGGGUGUGUACAAUAAUUUAUCAUCGUUGGUUACAAAUAUACGUGCAACGAAAUCUGUUCAGAAUCAUAACACUAUUUAUCCUAUUAUAACUAUAACGUCGUAAGUACAAUAAAUGUAUAUAAAUUAAUUUCAGCUGUUCAUAUAUACAUACAUAUGUGUAUAAAUAGGACGUAGAGAUGAUUCGUUUAAUAGACUAAAGGAUAUCGCGUGUAGAUAACAUAUUGUUAUGCUGUACCGAGUAAGCGAAAAAAAAAAUUAAUAAUUGUGUUCGGCACCGUUCGCAAUGCGGAAUUCGUGUAUCGUUUUUUAACGCAUAUGCGUCUCGUAAUGUAAGUGGCGUUUAUUUUUCCAGUUACCAUGUACAAUACUAUUAUUAUAUUAUUAUGGCUGUAUAGUUUGACCGUUAUAGUUUUUCUUUUAUUUUAUUGUUAAACUUU